Molecule: messenger RNA, 3061 nt
Organism: Amphibalanus amphitrite
Lineage: Eukaryota; Metazoa; Arthropoda; Thecostraca; Balanomorpha; Balanidae
Product: retinitis pigmentosa 1-like 1 protein
Exons: 5
Coding region: 275-2308 (677 amino acids)
Biological process (GO): positive regulation of Rho protein signal transduction
Molecular function (GO): actin binding
Source: RefSeq, a predicted model, not a curated record
GCCCGCAGCUCCAGCGGCGCUGGCGGCGCGUUUCCGGCGCCGCCGCGGAAUGUAGCCGUGACGUCACAGCUGUCAGCGGCGGCCGUCGGUGCCGACGCGGGUCGGCCGUCGGUGCCGACGCGGCUCCGCCAGUCGCCGCGUCGAGAGCGACGCAGACGACGGGCGCGCGGAGGUGCCCGGGACCGGUGUGAGUGGGGCGGUACAGCUGCAAGGAGCGCCGUCUGGUGGUGGAUUCUACACUCGAGGGCCAGCGGAAGGCCACCUCGGUGCCGCCAUGCCUCACAACAUCCGCCUGUUCUCCGACGUCGGGGCCAAAAUGUCCAUGUUCGACAACAAGGCCAAAAUGCAUAAGGAGAACCAGAUGAUCAACCCGUUCAGUGACUGGGACGGCUCCGGCACGAGGCGAAAACUCUCCAGAGACGACCCCGACUACGGCAAGCCACUGGAAGGCAGUAAGACGGCCGAGCGAGGUCGGCAGGCGCAGCUGCAGAUGAUCUCCGACAUGGUGGAGCUGUGCGACGUCAUCUUCGACUGCGGCGUGCGCUCGCCGGACGGACGCGGCGCCAUCUGCUUCGGUGACGUCUUCAGGUUAUACAGUCAAAUCAACGACAAAUGCGUGGGACUGCUUAUGAGAGGACGGAAGCACAACAUCCUGGACUUCGAAGGAGAAAUGCUGUUUCAGCGCCGCGACGACGACAAGAUGAUCGAGCUGCUGCUGCCGCUCAACACGAUCCGCUUCAAGUACGGGAUGCCGGAGCGGCCCGGCUGCGGCGAGGUGCGUCCCGACCUGCUGGAGGAGCUGGAGCGUCAGCAGCGCGACAAGCAGCCGGCGCGCUGCCGCUCCAUGGAGCAGCUCGGCCUGCCGCCGCCGCCGCUGCACAAAAGCCGAUCCAUGGAGCUGACCAGGGAGGCGGCUAAGGGCGACGCCGGCUGGCUGCUGCGACCGGAGUCGGCUGGCGCCGCCGCGCGGGUAGGGCACAGCGCCGAGAACCUGACGCAGAUCAGCGAGGCUGACGGAGCCGUGGGAGGAGCUGUGGGAGUGGAUGUUGGAGUGGUGUUCACCGCAGCCCCAGAGGCGGCCGCGGACGGAGCAGCAUCAGAGAGGGAAGCAGAGGGUACGGCCGAGGGUCCAGAGAGGGAAGCCGAGUCCGCCACCGGAGCGGCUCCCGUCAAAUGGGAGGUGGGAGAUGACAAUGACGAAGAAAGCACAGAAGAGAAACAGGACAGCACCCAGGCACCGGCCCCACCUGCAUGGCCGGAGGUCAAAAUAGUGGUAGAGGAAGACGUCGACACAAAUACAGAGCAUGCAGCAGCUGAAAGCGAAGGCAAACAGAAUGAAAACAUGCUAAUGAAGGCGAACGAGUCUUCUGAUCAGAUGUCGGACGUCGCGUCUCUGGCCCCCGAGUCGGAAUCAGAGUUUGACUUCUGGGCGAGCACAGAGCAGGACUUCUGGGAGGACGACAAAUCUGCCAUGGCAUCUGCGGUGCAGACUCCGCGGUCCGGGUCGCCGGAGCGAGCGUCACCGGCCAGCUCGGCCGAGGCUGCCCCGACGGUCGAGGGAGCUGCGGCGAGUGAUACUGCUCUCGACGAACAGCCCCCCUCCGAGACGGAAGGAACUUCUGAAUCCAAGCAGCACCAGCCAGAAGAGAAUCCCUCACUUGCAGAUAAUCGUGAUGGAAAUGAGCAUCAGGCAGAAGAAACUGAUACAUCAAGAAGUCAAAGUGAUAUAAAGAACGACAAUGCUGAAGAAAAGGACAGUGGUUUUUCUUUCUGGGAUGUCAUUAAUGAGAAUGAUGCACCUGUUCGUUCAAAGGACGAUGAAAUCAAACGUAGAGCUAGCGAAACCACGAGUGCCGAAAGCGAAACACUAGCCCCAGACGAUUCGAAACAGGAAGAAGAUAAAACCUCAGCAGAAGAUGCGACCGACAAUCGAAUAUCGGCUAGUCCUAAUCCCACAGAUGCACCCGAUCAAACAUCGGAUACCACCCCUGCAACUAACGGGGAAACGUUCUCUUUCUGGGACGUUUCUGACGAGGAAAAGACAGGGCCAGCGCCUGUGAAACCAAAGAAGGGAUUCUGGGAAGAUGACAGUGACGCGGAGCCGUCCACAACACCGGAGCCGGGCUCGGCCGAGUCCGGCCCGGUCGGCGACAGUGCGUGUGAGGGCCGCGUGUCUCCUGCCCAGGACGGCGAGUACGAGGCCACCAGCGCCGAGCGACCAGAGGAGGUCCGAGACAGCCGCCCGCCGCCCCUCACCGUGCCGCACAUCACACUGUCUGACGACAGCGAGAUGAUGCCGGCCAGGUAGGAGCCGGCGGCCACCGCGCUCCGGUCUCCAGCGAGACUGCGGCCAGCAGGGGAGCGCAGUGAGCGGAACCGGCCGGCCAGCGAGAGCGGGGCUCCACGGCCCAUCUUAGCCGUCUUAGAGGCAGAGCGGACACCUCUAGUACAGAGUUCCAGUCGGCGAGCUUAGUCGAGAGUAGUGAACACCAUCGGUGUAGAACAGUUUAGUUCAUUGCAGGGUAGUGCAAUCCAGUAGUGGUCCAAAACAUUGAACAAGGUCCGAGAACGGCAGCAUCACACAGGCACAACAAGCGCCGACGCAUGUAGGUAUCAGCCCGUGGGACACCUUGACUCUAAUUUUGUGCAGGAACUCUUCCGGACAUAGUUGUAGCAGACGGCAAAAGAUCGCAUCCCCAGCUUACAAUCGGGAAAGGACUCGCGUUGUCAGGCUCGCUAGCCAAUUUGAAGGCCCAGCACUAGCUAUAACUCGCCGAUAAAGAUCGCCAAUUUUCGGGCGCACCUGGUGAGCGGAAAGUACUUGCAACUGGGCAAGUUUUGUGUACUUAGACAAGUGAUAGCGCGCAAACAUGAUUUUUUUUAUACCAUUGUGUCUUAAAUGUGGCACGGAGCCUCGACUGAAGAGCUCUGCGUAGCCAGUAAGCUGCGUUGCAGCUCAAAGUGUAAACACAUUUUCCAUUCAGAUGGAGUGUCAGUCAUAGAAUGUCAAUAUGAUGACAUGAAAGCCAAUGAAUUAUUGUCAAUAAAAACACAAUUAAAA